AUGAUGAAUAAGAGGGAAAUUUUGGACACCAUCCUCCAACACCUCCAGCCACCUCCCCAGGUGUGUGUGAUGCAGGCUGGAUUUGAUUGAAAUCAAAUCGAUUUAAAUCACGAUUCAAAUCACUAGUCAGAAAAACUUGAUUUAAAUCGUAUUUUUACAUUCUUGCUGGUAUAAUCUUAAUAUUUACAACCAGAUGAAGGUUUCAUUUUGGGAAUAAUUUUUCAGAGUAGUUUUUACUACUCAUUUGGUUAUACUGUUAGGAAUGCAUAGACAGAUAAUUAUGAAAUUAAUGUGUAUAAUAAGUUAACUGUAUACAGACGCUUCAGGUUACAUACACUUCAGGUUACAUACACUUCAAGUUACAGACUCCGCUAACCCAGAAAUAGUACCUCAGUUUAAGAACUUUGCUUCAGGAUGAGAACAGAAAUCGUGGGGCGGUGGCACGGCACCAGCAGGAGGCCCCAUUAGCUAAAGUGGUGCUUCAAGUUAAGAACAGUUUCAGGUUAAGAACGGACCUCCAGAACAAAUUAAGUUCUUAACCUGAGGUACCACUGUAUAUUUGGACAACUUUUCUGCUGUACUUUAUUGGAAGGAGAAAAAUAAUCAUUUACUUAAUAACAAUUUAAACAAUUUAUUUAACUAAAACAAUAUUAUAGGAUAUAUAUCCAUGUUUGCUGAUGUGGUUAAACAUUUUUUUAAAAAAAAUUCUUAGGCUGAAUUUUAGCAUAUAUGAAAAACUUAAAACAAAUCCUUACUUCCCAGUGAAUCGCCUUUGGACUAUAAUGCACCUUAAAUAGAAAAAUAUCUUUUGAAAGAUUUUUCCUCCAAAAGCAUUUUAUUUUAGAAAUCCAAUUUAAAUUUUUUUUAAAUGUGAUUUAAAUCAAAGAAAUCCUUUUUUUAAUUAAUUAAAAAAUUGGAUCAUUGAUUUUUAUCCACCCUGGUCUGAUGUCGCGCAGCGUGAACCAGGAUUCUCCAACCUGGUGCCCUCUAAAUGUUCUGGACCAUAUGCUGCCUGGGGCUGGUGGGAGCAUGUAGAAGGGUUCAAGUUGAGGGGAACUGCCAUGAACUAUCACAGGCACUCCAGCUGUUUUGGGACUACAACUCCCAUCAUCCCUAGCUAACAGGACCAGCAGGUCAGGGGUGAUGGGCAUUGGAGUCCCCAAACAGCUGGAGGGCCGAGUUUGCCUAUGCCUGAAUUAUUGGGAGCCCAGCUUGGAGGAAGGUCCUAUUUGCAGAUGCAAGAGACGACUUUCCCCUGGUGAGAAGGAGUGGUGACCUUCAAGCCUGGAGGGCUUGAAAAGAGGACCAGGCAAACUUGGGGAAGCAGAGAAGGUGAUCAGUGCAGGAUCUGUGGACCGGAAGAAGAACCAAUCCAUGAAAUAUAUUUGGUGGGGUGAUUUGGACCCCAGGAAAUGUUGCAUGUUUUUUUCUUUAACUUUUGCAACUGAUCAUUCCCGAUAUCUGGGAACGUUUCAGAACCCGAUAUUGUGCAGUAAAAGUUUUUGUCACUGUACUGUGCCAAAUAUGGUCAAUAUUUCCUCUUCGCUCUCAAGAGCAGUUAAUUCGCCAGGCCUGUGCAUUUGGCAGAGCAGGCAAGCAAAUACUUUAUGCAACAGAAAAUUUAAUAAAUAAUAAUACUGGGAGUGGUAUUGUCUAUUUGUUAUUAUGGUAUGUAUUUUUGUGUUUUCAUAUCUGUGAUCUUUGAAUGAUGGGCAGUACAUAUAUUUAAUAAAUAAUAGUAAUAGCCACAAUGCCUAGAUUCUGUUUGUUCAUGGCAGGAAACAAAGUGCUUUAAAUGAAUGGUGUGUCUCCCAGUCCCAGAUUUAUUUAAUCUUCUUUGGAGUGUUACUUUAAAAAAGAAGAAGAAUUGAUUGCAAUAGAUUUUACUCCAAAUGAUUUUUGCAAGAAGUCUAUUUCUAGGCAUGUGGGGUUUUUUAGAGAAGACAAAUGGCAGAUAGAUGGCAACUGUUCUCUAGGCAAGGAACAUGACACUUUUCUUCAUUUUAUUCCCAGCAGAAGACAUCCAAGCCUGGACACAAGAAGGUAAGUCCUGAGUAUCGUAGAUGACACGGGGGGGGGGGAGGGGGCGGCAUACAAUCUGAGAAAAGAGGAAGAGAGGAGUUUGACUUUCUUUCUUAGCACAGACCUUGUACAUAGCAGGGAGACACUGAACGAAACAUUCAGAGGCAAAGCUCCCUCAGAACUACCAAGUCAACCAGUGCAGGCUUCCUGAGUAAGCGUCAGGAAACAAAAGCUCCACCUUUCCCUCUUUUGGUUAUUUGACUUGAACGUGAACACAAUUAACCUGGAACGACCUCCUGUUGGAAGGGUGAACAAGACCUUUUCUUGAAGGAGCGCGGGAGGUCAUCCCCCCCCUCCUGCUUAGCACACUCAGGCCCUGAGGGACAAUCUAGAGGGGGCCAUAAAAAUCUGGUCUCAAGUUUUUGAACUACAAUUCCCAUUGUCCCUGACCACUGGUCCUGCUAGCUAGGGGUGAUGGGAGUUGUAGUCCAAAAACAGCUGGAGACCCAAGUUUGGGAAACCCUGAUCUAACACUGUAUUGUAAGGAGCUUUAAACAAUGGUUCCUGGGGUUCUGUGGGGGAAGCAAGACCAUUCAUGGGGCAUGAGGAUGCUUCUAAUGUCUGGGGCAGACGGAACUCUGGUUUCUUCUGAGCUUGAGGGUCCACAGCAAUCGGCUCCCCCUUUUCCCCUUUGGGAAAAGAGAGGGGGCAGAGAGUUUGGCAGGUUGACCAACUCUGCCUCUUCUGGCUGUCCUCGCAGGGAAUACCAGGAGGUCGUCUGAAUGCAACCUGCUGCUCAGGUUUUCUCUCUCUCUUGGCAACAAACAACCGUGUCGCAGAUGGGGUGCUACAAAAGAGAACGCCCUUUCCCAAUUUCAGUCAUGGAGGGAGGGUGGGGAAACCCAUAAGAGGCUGCGGGUAAAGGUAUUAGUUCUCUUAAAAAGCGGGAAGAGCCUAGGGUCAGCGUAUCUAGGACAAAAGUGUGUCAUAAGAAUGAAAGACGAGGCUGCUGGGUUAGACCAGCAGCCUGCACAGUCCAGCAUCCUUAUCUCACAGUGGCCAACCAGAUGCCCAUGGGAAACUGGAAAGCAGAAUUUGAACACAGAGGCCCUCUCCCCUUCCUGUGGUUUCCAGCAACUGGUAUUCAGAAGCAUUCCUGCCUCCAACAGUGGAGGCAGAGCAAUUAGGACAUGCUGAACUUUUCAACUUUCAAAUUCCCCAAAUGAGGAGUACUAUGGAAAAGAAAUGCAAGAAAGCAAAGUGGCUGUCCAACGAGGCCUUACAAAUAGCGGGGGAGAGAAGGCAAGCAAAAUGCGAGGGAGAUAGUGAAAGAUACAGGAAAUUGAAUGCAGAUUUCCAAAGAAUAGCAAGGAGAGACAAGAAGGCCUUCUUAAACGAGCAAUGCAAAGAAAUAGAGGAAAACAACAGAAUGGGAAGAACUAGAGAUCUGUUCAAGAAAAUCGGAAAUAUGAAAGGAACAUUUCGUACAAAGAUUACCAUAAUAAAGGACAAAAGUGGUAAAGACCUAACUGAAGCAGAAGACAUCAAGAAGAGGUGGCAAGAAUACACAGAGGAAUUAUACCAGAAAGAUAUGGAUGUCUCGUACACCCCAGGUAGUGUGGUUGCUGACCUUGAGCCAGACAUCCUGGAAAGUGAAGUCAAAUGGGCCUUAGAAAGCACUGCAAAUAACAAGGCCAGUGGAAGUGAUGGUAUUCCAGCUGAACUGUUUAAAAUUUUAAAAGAUGAUGCUGUUAAGGUGCUACACUCAAUAUGCCAGCAAGUUUGGAAAACUCAGCAGUGGCCAGAGGAUUGGAGAAGAUCAGUCUACAUCCCAAUCCCAAAGAAAGGCAGUGCCAAAGAAUGCUCCAACUACCGCACAAUUUCACUCAUUUCACAUGCUAGCAAGGUUAUGCUUAAAAUUCUACAAGGAAGGCUCAAGCAGUAUGUGGACCGAGAACUCCCAGAAGUGCAAGCUGGAUUUAGAAGAGGCAGAGGAACCAGAGACCAAAUUGCAAACAUGCGCUGGAUUAUGGAGAAAGCUAGAGAGUUCCAGAAAGACAUCUACUUCUGCUUCAUUGACUAUGCAAAAGCCUUUGACUGUGUCGACCACAGCAAACUAUGGCAAGUUCUUAAAGAAAUGGGAGUGCCUGAUCACCUCAUCUGUCUCCUGAGAAAUAUCUACGUGGGACAAGAAGCUACAGUUAGAACUGGAUAUGGAACAACUGAUUGGUUCAAAAUUGGGAAAGGAGUACGGCAAGGCUGUAUAUUGUCUCCCUGCUUAUUUAACUUAUAUGCAGAAUUCAUCAUGCGAAAGGCUGGGCUGGAUGAAUCCCAAGCCGGAAUUAAGAUUGCUGGAAGAAAUAUCAACAACCUCAGAUAUGCAGAUGACACAACCUUGAUGGCAGAAAGUGAAGAGGAAUUAAAGAACCUUUUAAUGAGGGUGAAAGAGGAGAGCGCAAAAUAUGGUCUGAAGCUCAACAUCAAAAAAUGAAGAUCAUGGCCACUGGGCCCAUCACCUCCUGGCAAAUAGAAGGGGAAGAAAUGGAGGCAGUGAGAGAUUUUACUUUCUUGGGCUCCAUGAUCACUGCAGAUGGUGACAGCAGUCACGAAAUUAAAAGACGCCUGCUCCUUGGGAGAAAGGCGAUGGCAAACCUAGACAACAUCUUAAAAGCAGAGACAUCACCUUGCCAACAAAGGUCCGUAUAGUAAAAGCCAUGGUUUUCCCAGUAGUGAUGUAUGGAAGUGAGAGCUGGACCAUAAAGAAGGCUGAUCGCCGAAGAAUUGAUGCUUUUGAAUUAUGGUGCUGGAGGAGACUCUUGAGAGUCCCAUGGACUGCAAGAAGAUCAAACCUCUCCAUUCUGAAGGAAAUCAGCCCUGAGUGCUCACUGGAAGGACAGAUCGUGAAGCUGAGGCUCCAAUACUUUGGCCACCUCAUGAGAAGAGAAGACUCCCUGGAAAAGACCCUGAUGUUGGGAAAGAUGGAGGGCACAAGGAGAAGGGGACGACAGAGAAUGAGAUGGUUGGAUGGUGUUCUUGAAGCUACCAGCAUGAGUUUGAUCAAACUGCGGGAGGCAGUGGAGGACAGAAGUGCCUGGCGUGCUCUGGUCCAUGGGGUCACGAAGAGUCGGACACGACUAAACGACUAAACAACAACAAAAGAGUUGUAAUAGGGACGUGGGUGGCAUUGUGGGUUAAACCACUGUGCCGCUUGGGCUUGCCUGUCAGGGAAGAGUUAGAAGUUUCCAGUUUCUCAGAGGGAGAAAGCAUUCCCCAAGGAGGGGAGGAGAGCAGUGAAUCCAAUAGAAGAGAGCAACAGGAACAGGGAGGGACAGGAUGUUCCUAGGAAAGGCAAGGGUUGAAAGGCUCAGAUUCGGAGGAGGGGAGAUACAAGCCAGCUCUAGUGAGGAGGUUAGAAAAAAGAGCGGGAAAGCGAAGGGAAGGGCGCAUUCGCCAUUUCGAGGGUGGCUGGUCACGGAGAAGCAGAGCUCAGAAGGUAUCUGAAAUAAGUGACUGAGGAAUAAUAGUUAAGAACCGUUUAUGACUGUUUUGUUAAUACGCAAUAAAAAGUUAUAAAAGAACAAGUAAAUAAUAAUAAUAAUAAUAAUAAUAAUAAUAAAUUUAUAUCCCACCCUCCCCAGCUGAAGCCAGUACCGCUCCGGCUGGAAAGUAAACAGCGUUUCCGUGUGCUGCUCUGGUUUUGCCAGAAGCAGCUUAGUCAUGCUGGCCACAUGACCUGGAAAAACUGUCUGCGCAAGGGGAUAAAUGCCGGCUCCCUCGGCCUUAAAGCGAGAUGAGCUUUAAGCCCAGAGUUGUUUGCGACUGGCCAAUUGUCAGGGGUCCCUUUAUCUUUAAAGAGUUGUAGCAUGACUUGGGAAUUCAGAAGAUGUGGUUAAAUUAAUAUAAUUUAGUUUUGCGUGAUAAGUAAACUAUGUGUAAAAUUGCAUACAAAUCAUUAAAACAAUUGUCUAGUACUUGCAAUCUAUUAUUAUUAUUUAGUAUUACCCAACAUUUUCAGAAGGUAAAAUUGAAAUUCUUUGGUUUUCCAAAAGCAGUUUAUGUAGCUAGUGAGUGGGGUCUCCUCACUGUGACUCACCAAAACCUUCCCCAACCCUUAGAAUGCCCUCUAUAGAUACUAUGGACACAAGCUACGGGAUUCCAGGAGCAUAGAGACAGUCCACCAAUACUUGCACUUACUCCUGGCGUUGCCUCUCAAAGAGGAAACAGACAGAGAGGUGAGUGAAUGUGUGGGAUGUCAGGGGGGAGGAGAGCCAGCGGGACUGGGACUGCGCUCACACUGAGACUCUCUGCUCGUGACCUUUGUUCCUCCAACUACACCACCCUCCAAGGAUUUCGUGCCCACCCAGUCACACCCUCAAAGCCCCUUAUAGUAGGAACCGCUUUUCAGCAUUCAAUAUAUCUGGGGCAGAUUUGUUUAGUUUUGGGUUAGAUCAGAGCAGCCAACAAGUGGCCCUCAAUGCCUUUCUUGGCAGCCCUCAGCAACCUUUGAGGCACCCAUACACACCUGUAGGCCUUGCACCACCUUCCCAAAGCUGGGUAAGGAGGUACUGGGCUUUGGGAAGGAGGCAUGUGUGAUCUGUCAGGGUCCUAGAGUCCUCCAACUUCCUUCCCAAAGCCUAGUUAGCUUUCCCAGUUUUGGGAAGAAGGUGGGAAGGCUCUAGGUCCCACCAGAGCCUCGUGCCUCCUUCCCAAAACCCAGCACCUCACCUGCCUACCUUUGGGAAGGCUGCAUGCGGGCCAGGGUGUGUGUGUCAAAUUUUGGCCUUGCUCCCCUCUCCCACAUGACAAGUGAGUGUGUGGCCCACAGGUUCUGUGCUGAACUACUCUUGUGGCCCACUUGGUAUGAGAAAUUGGAGCACCCUGGUUUAGAUGGUGCAUAUUUCUGUUCUGGCGCCUUUGGGUGAGGAGUGGAUUACAAAUACUUCCAGUGAAUAAAUGAUGCAUUUUAAUGUGGUUGGGUGUUUAAUGAAGCCAAGAACUGUAUCACAAGAUUCGAAAAUGUCAGAAGGCAAGGCAUCCUUGUGUUGCAAGCUGCACAUGAGUCUGGGAGGUGUGGUCUGGUCAGUUCACAUCAGAAUCCACAGAAAUAUCGUUCUUCAAACCACCCCUAUUAUUAUCCAGGAUGGAAGGAUCUGUUCAAAUUGGUUCUCUAAGUGUCUCAUUUCUCCACUCUUAAAUUUGGUUCCCCACAUUUUGCAGCAGUCUGCUUACAGAAUCACAUUUAUCCUCCAUCCCUCAUGAUCACUAAUUGCAAUCAAGAAAACGACAUGUUUGACGUGCCUCAUUCUCCCUAGGGGAUUUCUGAGGCAAUCGGUGUGGCUCAGUGCGGGAUUUCAGCCACGCAGCCAUUGCAAGGAAGACUGAGAUGUCUGAGGUAAGGGUCUGAAGUGAGGAAGGAGCAUAGCAAGAGUGUAGGUCAGCCAUCCCCAGCCUGGUGCCCCUUCCCCAUCCGUGUGUUUUGAAUUGGAACUCCCAUCAGCCCCUGACAGCACGAUCAAUGGUUAGACAAAGGUCCUGCCAAAUUGGAUCCUUAGCCAAAUACAUCCACACCAAAGCAUGUGAAGCAGCCUCUGGGUUCCUCUGAUCUAGGAAAACAGAGCUGUGUUGGAAAAGAACGAAUCCUGCCCCAUUUCCAAAUACGCUCUUUUUCAAGGGAUGGGAUCCUUACCAUUCCAAAAAGGCAAUUAGAUCUGCUCAUCCUCUCAGUAUGGAAGCCAGACAACUUCCUCUGUGGGUAUGUGUCAGUCAUCCUUCUGAAGUGGGCUCCAGCAGUCCUGUCUCUGUGGCUCCAGAUCCUAGAUCUGAUCUGAUCCCUUGGCUCAGUCAGUCAGUCAAACGGAUUCGUUAGAACCAUUGGUCACCCCAAAGUACACGCAAUACAAAAGUACACUGACCCAUGUUUUUAGGUUGGUUGUCAGAAGGUUGGUUGGCAUUUCUUCAAUAGUGGAAGCUAAUGGGGGACCCCAAGGGUCAUCUAGUCCAACCCCCUCCAAUACAAUACCCCCUCCCCUCCAAGGGAGAGUGUUCUGCUGUCAGAAAGCUUUGAAUGAAAAAUCUCUUAGAGUUUGGAAGAGGGGACACCUCUCCAACUGAGGGGAGGGAGCAGAAUCCAAGAGAGAAGGCAGUUGGCAGGCUGGGAGAGGCAGAGAGAAAGAGGGGAGAGGUUUCAGCUGCAUAUCGGGGCAGGGCAGCUGCCAAAGUUGCUCUCGUGCAAGGGUUCUUCUGCCUUACGGGAGUGCCUGCUGGCCCCAUUCAACUAUGUUUUAGAGUAGACCCAUUGAAUUUAAUGAACAUGACUAAGUUUUUAAAAAAUAUAUAUAUAAUUUUUAUUAACAGGCCAAUCAAAUCACAUUAUUUCCAAAUCACAUUAGUUCCAAAUUAUACAGCCAGAUUUUUAAAUUUUUGUUGGGGGUACCCAUACUUCAAGCUCCGAACAGGGGUCCAAGCAUCACUUAUAUUGCUGCUUUAAUUAGACAGUUCUAUCCAGUUCUAUCCAGAUAGUCUUCUUGUUGUUAUCAUAUAUUCCUUUCUUUGCGAUCUCUGAUAAUCUUCACAAGCAGGUUGAAAACAAACAUCCUCUGUGUGGGUUUUACACUCUCCAAAAAUCAUGUCACAUAAGGACAGACGCCAUUUCCACACCUCUGUAAAGAGCUUUCCCUCAGUCUGUCCGUUGAUUUUCCCAGGCUUGCCAAGGAUAUCUCAGAGGGCUCUGCCAGGUCUAGAUCACAUUACAAUCAUCAUUCACAUUCCGAUGACUCUGGUCCUCCUCCCCCCAUCCUUCUUAGGCAAGCCUGUCUUGGCGAGACGCCAUUUAAAACUGCGUCAUAAAACUUUCCUCCAUUCUCUGAUGUUUACCAAUCCUCUCUUUGAUCAAUAAUUCACACAGUUCUUGAAUUCCUGCUUGUGAUUAAUAAAAUGCAACGAUUCUUCUCUCUGGGGUGGAGGGUUAUUAAUACUCACAUAAGGCAAAAAAAAGAAAAAGUUUUUUCCUCCACCCGCUUUCCGUUUCACUCCAGACAUACCAGUCUCUUAAUGGUGAUUCAUCACUUGAUUUAUUUGUCCCGCCCGUCGCUCCGCUCACAGAUCCAUUAAUCAGCAGUCUUAACUCCCGAUCUUCGCUUGAUGUAUGUGCUUUAGCUUCUUUCCAAUUAUAUAUUUCCAAUUAUAUAUUUUGAGCUAAAGCGAACUAGUGCGCUGAUUGGAGACAGCGUCAGGAAGAGCCGACUUCACCCGAGGGCUUGUGCCAAGUGUCUGCACCCCCUUCUUUCGAAUCUGGGGGUGAAUUAUGGACACUGCUGGCAAGGCAGUCCCCCCCAUCUCCUUGGGGGGGCCGGGAAGGCUGCAUACUUCCCAUAGCAGCCUCUUAAUUACCUCGUGUGGGUCGGAGAGAUGUUAUUGUCGGCCAUCUUCCAAUGCGCCACCUGGUGGCCCUCUAAUGAACAUGACUAAGUUAGGCCCAUUCAUUUUGACAGGUCUACUUGAAUCAAAGCAUAGUUGUGUCACUCUCUGUGCUCACCUCCAUAUAUUUGUCAAUUAAGCGAAUUAUCACAAAGGCAUAGUAACUGCGUGCGGAUCUAACAGUUCCAAAACCUGAGGGGGCCUUGGGGUCAUGUGCCCCUGACUCUCCAAUUCUCCAACCCAGCUGGAAGAUCAGAACCUUUUCCUUCCACUUUCAGUUAACUUCCAUCAAGUGUUACUUCAAACGCCCCAAACUAUGGUUAUUAUUCACUAUGAUUUGUUCAAAGGAGCCAGUUUACUAAUCCAUGGUUCGAAGUUGGCUUGUGUCAGGGAACUGCCAUCGGAGCUAGAGGCGGAGGGAAGGCUCCAGAGGGAUGCCGGAGAGGGUCCCAGUAGGGAGAGAGGCAGCCCAUCUGCUGGGGAAGGAAAUCAGCGUAACACCAGUGGAGAAGGGGGGCAGAUGGGGGAUUCGGAAAGGAGGCUCCAAGACUCCUCGCCGGAGACCAGUGGAGAGAGUACGGGUACUCCGCUGCCCACACCCUCCCUGCGCAGAAGACUUCCGCGCAGGGAGAGUAGGAGGAGACUUGGCGUCAAGCAACUUUUAUGCUGGAAAAGGUUCAAGAAACGCCCACUGACGGAUUCUGCCAGCGACUGAGCCAGUCACGAUGCUGGAGGCUGUUCAGUCAGAAAGGGUUUAACCAGGUAACCUCGCCAGCAGUGGCGGCAACUUACGCACGAGCAACCCCUAAAUCCAUUACAGCAAUCCGUCAGUCACCGACGUUGCUUGUGCACAGCUCCAGAGAGGCAGCACCAUGAGCCAGACCAGAGGAGCCGGAGAGACGGAGCAAGCAGCUGCAGUGCAAGGUCUGGUAGAGAGAAACUGAGACUUGGAACAGCAUGUAGCUCUCCUGACGGUGUGGCUGGACGAAAGACGAGCUCAGGAUGCUCAGGUCAGACCCACCCCCAUCGCAAGGAAGGUACCGGGGCUGGUACACAAGUUUGGGGGGAAACCCCAGGACUACAAUGCGUUCCGAACGGAAAUAGAGUACGCUUUGGAACUGCAGCAUGAUGACUUUGUUAACGAUGAGCAAAGGGUAGCCUACAUUGUGGGGCAUCUGGAGGAUGGGGCAAGAGAAUGGAUCAGGCCCCUUAUGGCGACGCAAAAUCAUGCCUUGAAGGACCUUAAGAAAUUCUUUCAGGCGAUGGAUGCGAUGUAUUCCAGUGAAGUCCAGCAAAGUGUGACUCGGCGAGAACUGAUGGGGUGCAAGCAGGGGAGCCAGUCAGUUAGAGACUACUGGUCGCGCUUUGCAAUGUUGAUCAACCGUCUCGGGUGGGAUCUGGACUCUGAACCUAUUCAAAUGUUGUUUGAGGAGGGGUUGUCCCCAACGGUGAAGGAUGAGCUGUCCCGCGCGCCCCGCCCACAGUCGAUGGAUCAGCUGACCAAGGCUGUGCUUGCGAUUGGAGUGAGGCAGGAAGCGCUGGCUCAGGAGAAACGCGAAGUGAGAGGGGAACGUUGCCAUGACUAUCGCAUUCCUGAAAUACCGAGACAGCUUUCCCAUGCGGCUGAGCCAAUGGAAAUAGAUGGCGCACGCGCGCGAGGUUUCAAACUCCAGUGAAGGUCGCAAGAGGGAGGGGAAGGAUUGGAAAACCACCAAGAAGUGUUUCCUCUGCCAACGGCCGGGACAUUUUGCAAGGGUCUGCCCUCAAAGAAAGGCCUGGCAAGGGAUGGUGGGGGCUGCUGGCUGUGAGGAGAAGGGGGAGGAAGGGCAGGCGCAGGGAAAUGACAAAGCCUGGCUGCCAACCAGAGGGGCCAGCAGCCAGGCCAGCAACCAAUAGAAGUGCCCCAGCCUGACCCCCCCCGGGCAGCGAUAGCCAUAGCAGUGGUGCUAGAACUCCCGAAUGGGACCCAGUCAAGGUUGAGGGGCUGCUGGAUUCGGGCAGCUCCUGCAAUUUCUUCAGCAGGGGCUUCGCUUUGGAGCACCAAAUACACUUGCUACCCCUGGAUUUUCCCUUGCAAGUGACCACCAUCGAUGGCAGGGAACUUCUGGGAGGAAGUGACACACCAGACCCCGCCAAUGCGAAUGAGGGUUUCCAGGCACACGGAGACCAUUGCCUUUCACGUGGCCACACUGGCAGGACCCCCAAUAAUACUGGGAAUGAGCUGGCUGGCACUGCAUGAUCCAGUAGUGUCAUGGCAUCAGCGGUCAGUCACCUUUGGGUCAGCUUACUGUUUGGAACACUGUCUGGGGGGGGAAACCCCAAGAAUGACAGUGGCCAGGGUGGCUGGGCUGGCGGUGGAAACAAAGGGAGAGGUGCCACCACCAUACGCUGACCUAAAGGAAGUCUUCAGCGAGAAGGAGGCGGAUAGACUACACCCCCCAUAGGCCCUUUGACUGCCAAAUCAACUUACUCCCAGAGGCUCAGCUGCCGGUGGGUAAGCUGUAUACCAUGUCUGACCGGGAGAUGCUGGAGUUGCGGCAGUUUAUUGACAAGAACCUGAAGAGGGGGUUCAUAAGGGAAUCAAAGGCAGUGGGGGGCAGUCCGGUGUUCCAUAGGUCCCUACUCUCACCAUACAGGGAGGGGUGGGAAUUUCCGGGGCGGGAGGGAGGAGUCACCACCCACCCGCGGGUAGAGGAGAGGGAACACCACAACCAAGCCACGGAAAUACUCGAUUCAAGGUGGCGAGGGCGCCAGGUGGAGUACUUGGUGGCUUGGGAGGGAGAACCCGAGUCAGAAAACACAUGGGUCCCCGCUGAGGCGAUCAAUGACGGGUAUCUAGUGGAAGAAUUCCACAGCCUGUUCCCAGAUAAACCGAAACCACUAGCGAGAUUCUGGGAGGAAGAAUUUGGAACCACAGACUAUGAAGAGGACUUUGUGGGUUUUCCGGCCUCCGAAGAGGAGGGAGGGGAAGUGUCAGAGAGAGAAGAAUCAGACUGGGAGGCCCACCCCGCGGGAAGAUAUUGGAGCAGGUGGGAAGCGGGUUUUUUUUUUUUUUUAAAUGAUAUUUAUUAAAGUUUCACAAAAAUACAGAAAACAAAGAAAAAAGUAUAAAUUACAGCAAAAAAGUAAAAAAUAAGAAAAAAGAUACAAAAUAAAACAGUUAAAAACACAAUAAUGUUCCAUAACCUAUCUUCCUUACUCUUAUUUCCCCAGACCUCCUCAUACCUCCCUUCUUUGUAUUCCAAUUCAGUUUGUUGGUUCAGCAAAUCCUUACCAUUAAUCUUUUACCCAAUUGUUAACCUUUUUUUUAUGUCUCUUAAAGCAUUACAGCUAAAAACCUCUUAAUUUCUAUCCAACAUCCUUCUAAAGUUCCUUAAUUUUACAAUAUUUCUGUAAAUAGUCCUUAAAUUUUUUCCAGUCUUCUUUCACCGACUCUUCUCCCUGGUCUCGGAUUCUGCCAGUCAUUUCCGCCAAUUCCAUGUAGUCAAUCACCUUCAUCUGCCAUUCUUCCAAAGUGGGUAGAUCUUGUGUCUUCCAAUACUUUGCAAUAAGUAUUCUUGCUGCUGUUGUAGCAUACAUGAAAAGGUUCUGUCCUUCUUUGGCACCAGUUGGCCGACAAUGCCCAAGAGAAAGGCCUCUGGUUUCUUCAGAAAGGUAUAUUUAAAUACCUUUUUCAGUUCAUUAUAUAUCAUUUCCCAGAAAGCCUUAAUCUUUGGGCACGUCCACCAAAGGUGAAAGAAUGUACCUUCAGUUUCUUUACAUUUCCAACAUUUAUUAUCGGGCAAAUGAUAAAUUUUUGCAAGCUUGACUGGGGUCAUGUACCACCUGUAUAUCAUUUUCAUAAUAUUCUCUCUUAAGGCAUUACAUGCCGUAAACUUCAUACCUGUGGUCCAUAACUGUUCCCAGUCAGCGAACAUAAUGUUAUGUCCAACAUCUUGUGCCCAUUUAAUCAUAGCAGAUUUCACCGUUUCAUCCUGAGUAUUCCAUUUCAACAGCAAGUUAUACAUUCUUGACAAAUUUUUAGUUUUGGGUUCUAACAAUUCUGUUUCUAAUUUUGACUUUUCCACUUGGAAGCCUAUUUUCUUAUCCAAGUUAUAUGCCUCCAUUAUCUGAUAGUAGUGGAGCCAAUCUCUCACUUUAUUUUUAAUUUUUCAAAACUCUGCAGUCUCAAUUUAUCUCCUUCUUGCUCCAAAAUUUCCCAAUAUGUCGGCCAUUUGGCCUCCAUAUUGAGCCUUUUCAGAGCUUUUGCUUCCAUUGGUGACAGCCACCUUGGGGUUUUAUUUUCCAAUAAGUCUUUGUAUCUUAUCCAGACAUUAAACAAUGCUUUCCUAACAAUAUGAUUUUUGAAUGCUUUGUGUGCUUUGACCUUAUCAUACCAUAAAUAUGCAUGCCAUCCAAAUACAUUGUUAAAACCUUCUAAAUCCAAAAUGUCUGUGUUUUCAAGAAGUAGCCAUUCUUUCAGCCAGCAAAAGCUGCUGAUUCAUAAUAAAGUUUAAGGUCUGGCAGGGCAAAUCCACCUCUUUCCUUGGCGUCAGUUAAUAUCUUAAAUUUUAUUCUGGGCUUCUUGCCCUGCCAGACAAAUCUAGAAAUAUCUCUCUGCCACUUCUUGAAACAGUCCAUCUUAUCUACAAUUUGUAAUGUCUGAAACAAAAACAACAUUCUAGGCAAUACAUUCAUCUUUAUCACAGCAAUACGGCCCAGCAACGAGAGUUUCAAAUUUGACCAAAUUUCUAAAUCUUUUUUCACUUCCGUCCAGCAUUUUUCGUAAUUAUCUUUAAAUAAGUUCCCAUUUUUGGCUGUCAUAUUAAUCCCCAAGUAUUUCACUUUCUUUACCACAUUCAAUCCUGUCUCAUUCUGAAACCUCUCUCUUUCAAUCGGUGUUAAGUUUUUCUCUAAAACCUUAGUUUUUAACUUGUUCAAUUUAAAACCUGCCAUCUGACCAAAUUCCUGAAUUAAUUCUAAAACUCUUUUAGUACUAGAUUCUGGCUCCUGUAACGUCAAUACUAGGUCAUCUGCAAAUGCUCUCAAUUUGUACUGUUUAGCUCCGACCUGUAUGCCCUUAACCAACCGGUCCUUUCUAAUCAUAUUUAGCAAAACCUCCAGGACCGAUAUAAAAGCAGUGGGGAAAUUGGGCACCCCUGUCGUGUCCCUUUUCUAUCUUAACUUCUUCCGUAACCACAUUAUUUACAAUUAAUUUAGCCUUUUGUUCAGAGUAUAUUGCACUUAUACCAUUUUCAAAACCUUGGCCUACCCCCAUCCCAUGCAGAUUCUUCUUCAUAAAACUCCAAGAGAUAUUAUCAAAAGCUUUCUCCGCGUCCACAAAUAUCAAUACUGCUUUGGUGUUUAUAUUCACUUCUAAUUUUCCAAAAUAUCAAUUAUAUUCCUCAAGUUAUCAGACAGAUGUCUUCCCGGAGAAAGCCCGCUUGGUCUUUAUGAAUCUCUUUCAUCAAUAUUUUUUCAAUCUCUUGGCCAAAAUGUCUGCAAAAAUUUUGUAAUCCACAUUAGAAGUAACGAUAUAGGGCGAUAGUUCUUAAGCUGAGUCUUUUCAGUCUCUGUUUUCGGUAUAAGUGUGAUGUACGCCUCUUUCCACGAUUCUGGUGCCCUUUUCCCCUCCAGUAUUUCAUUGCAGACUUCCUUCAAAGGUUGCAGUAACCACUCUUUCAAAGAUCUAUAGUAUCUGGAAGUCAGGAAGCGGGUUUUGAAUCCUCAGAGGAUAGCGACAGCUCCUUCAGGGGCUUCCCCGCAUCGUCGGCCGAGGAAAGGGACGAGGUUGGAUCUGAAGGUCGGACCGGGGGCGGAGGGGGUCCUGGGGGGGAGGUGGAUGUCAGGGAACUGCCAUCGGAGCUAGAGGCGGAGGGAAGGCUCCAGAGGGAUGCCGGAGAGGGUCCCAGUAGGGAGAGAGGCAGCCCAUCUGCUGGGGAAGGAAAUCAGCGUAACACCAGUGGAGAAGGGGGGCAGAUGGGGGAAUCGGAGAGGAGGCUCCAAGACUCCUCGCCGGAGACCAGCGGAGAGAGUACGGGUACUCCGCUGCCCACACCCUCCCUGCGCAGAAGACUUCCGCGCAGGGAGAGUAGGAGGAGACUUGGCGUCAAACAACUUUUAUGCCGGAAAAGGUUCAAGAAAUGCCCACUGACGGAUUCUGCCAGCGACUGAGCCAGUCACGAUGCUGGAGGCUGUUCAGUCAGAAAGGGUUUAACCAGGUAACCUCGCCAGCAGUGGCGGCAACUUACGCACGAGCAACCCCUAAAUCCAUUACAGCUUGCUUCAGUUAGCCUUUGUUAAGAUUGACUGCAUUGUGUCCUGAUAUGGGCUGUGCUUAGUUAAACAUGGAAGAAAAAGCUUCCGGUCUCCUUUUUGCAACUGUGCUAGAGGAGAAGGGAGCAGGAGCCGAUGAGUUAAAGGCUCAUUCACACAAUAAUAAACCAUAGUUUAUCACUGAGGUAACCAAAAUGGUGCCCUUCAGAUGCUACAGACUGCAACUCCCAUCCCUCCUGAAAUGAAACCCAGGAGUGUGAUGCCCCUGGAUUUUUGUUGUGAGUUGGGAAAUGACAAAGGAAAUUUUCCAACCCUCACUAUGGAGAAGAUGAGCAGAUUCACCUGGUUCAUUUUAAUUUUAAAAAAGCAGCUCCCAUGGAAAAGAGCACCAGUGGUCAGUGUACCCUACACUGUCCUGCACUUUCUCACUGGUUGGCUGACCAAACCCAAAGAGAACACCUUCAUGGUUCCUCGUCAUCCUGGGAAAAAAGUGACCAGUGGGGUGUCACAGGGUUCUGUCCUGGGCCCGUUGUUGUUCAACUUUUUUUAAAAAAUAAAUGACUUGGAUGAAGGAAUUGAGGGGAUGCUUAUCAAAUUUGCAGAUGACACCAAACUGGGAAGGGUAGCCAAUGCCGCAGAAGACAGAAUCGGGAUUCAAGAUAACCUUAACAGAUUGGAGAACUGGGCCCAAACUAACAAAACGAAAUUCAAUAGGGUCAAAUGUCAGGUUCUACAUUUAGGCAGGAAGAACCUGAUGCACAAAUAUAGGGUGGGGGAGCCCUGGCUUGCCAGCAGUUUGAGUUUCCUGGAGGAAAAAAAAAUACAAAAUUUGUAAGUCUGCACAACAACUUGUUGUUGUUGCUUAGUUGUUUAGUCGUGUCCGACUCUUUGUGACCCUAUGGACCAGAGCACGCCAGGCACUUCUGCCUUCCACUGCCUCCCGCAGCAUGGUCAAACUCGUGUUGGUAGCUUCGAGAACACUGUCCCACCAUCUCGUCCUCUGUCGCCCCCUUCUCCUUAUGCCCUCAAUCUUUCGCACAACAACUUACUGACUACUAAUAUUUUCCCAGCUGCUAAAAGGUCCCAACUAAAUGGUGAUUUGCCUCCAAUUGCCCCCAAACUGCUUCAAUGUGCUAUCCUGGAACGUGGCGGGAUGGACGUCCAAACAGGAUGGCGGGGAUAUGAUAGAGUUUUUAGCGAAAUUCCAGAUUAUGGGUAUACAAGAGACCUGGUGCUUAGAAUCGUCACCUCCCCCUUCCCUACUGGGCUAUGAUGCUUUUGUGAUUCCUGCGACCAAAACACAUUUGUAUGGGCGCCCUAGUGGAGGCCUGGUUACAUUUGUUUCGCAGGAGCUUCAUCUUAAUAUCUCUCCUCUCCUUUGGUUAGAGAGUAAUUGUAUUCAAACUUUGCACAUCACUAACAGCCCGGUUGGGGACUUCAUAUGUGUUAAUUUGUACAAUCCAUCUACCUACUCCUCUUCCCAUACAAAUCGGUUUUGGGAGGAUCUAAGAUCUAUCCUUGAUAAAUCUGUGGCUGAAUUCCCAAAGUCAGAGAUCCUCAUAAUGGGGGACUUUAAUGCCAGAAUCGGAGCAGAUAUAAGCUCAUUCAUCGAUAAGUCGCAACUAUUCAUAGAAGAGGAGUGGUUUCCUACGUGGAAUUCACAUGACAAGACCAUUAAUAGGGCUGGCAUCAUACUGUUGGAGUUUACCAUUAACUGCGGGCUGCACAGCUUGCAUGGUACACCCAAAGACUGGUCCGGGGAUACUAUACUUUUCUAGGAUCUAGAGGGGCAAGCGUUAUAGAUUAUAUCUGGUCCUUUUCGGCACUUAAUGAUAAGGCAUAUUGUUUCAAUGUGUUCAACAGAACCGAAAGUGACCACCUUCCUAUUGCCAUCUCCUUCCACCACACACAGCUGGGGCUCCCCAGCUCACUCCCCCACCAGGAUUCACUGACCUUAGCCCCCGGUCGUAAGAAGUGGGAUAUCUAUUUGGAGCAAGACAUAAAAGUCCUCCUAAAUUCCCCUGAGAUCCUAGCCCUGAAAGCUCAGCUGGUAACAAUGAAUGUGAAUCAUUUCUCAAGUUUCCAACAAAUUCUAGCCUACUUGCUCCCAACACUUACGAAACCCUCCCGUGCGAGUCUAACCUGGAAGAACCAAACUUGGUUCGACCAAGAAUGCAAACAGUGCAGAAGUAGGCUUAGAUUUCUUCAGUCUGAUAUGAAAUCAGACAGCACCCAGAGCAAAAUCAGGAGUUAGCCCAAUUCCGUUCUUACUACAAGAAGUUGCUCCAACAUAAGAAAUUGAUCUUUGCGAAAGAACGCUGGACGGCAUUGUCAGUGGCCAUUAAAACCCGUGACGACAAGAAAUUCUGGAAUUUAAUUAAUGCAGGUUUAAGACCCCCCUCAUUCAUCGUUAAUAACAUCACAGCAGCCAGUUGGCACUCUCACUUUGCUCAGCUGUAUUCUGCCCCAGAUUCCGACAUAAACGCAGUUUCCACUCUUCCUGCAUCUCCCUUGCCCACCUGGGAGCCAGUCUCCCCAGAGAGAUGUGUACAACUAAUUAGCAUGUUAUCAGGGGAUAAAUCCCCGGGGGAGGAUAUGAUUCCACCCGAGGUAUUCUUAUUGAACCAGAUGUGGUGGGCCCCUAUUUUUGCAUCUCUCUUUACCACUAUUAAUGCCACUCUUAAGAUCCCGUCAAAUUGGAAACAGAGCAUAGUCAUCCCAAUACAUAAAAGGGGGACCCACAAGAUCCGCGUAACUAUCGACCCAUCAGCCUGCUAGACAUAUCAUACAAGGUUUACUCUAGAUUCUUGCUAGAGAAAUUAAUCAGUGGGCAGAAGAAACAAAGCUAUUCCACCCGGAACAGGCUGGCUUCCGUAAAGGUCACAGUACAUCUGGCCAAUGUCUUGUUCUAUUUACCCUGAUUGAUAAAUACUUAAACAGGUUUAACUGCAAACUACACGCGGCUUUUGUGGACCUGACCGCCGCUUUUGACUCCAUUCCCAGAGAUAGGCUAUGGCAGAAGCUUAGUUACACCAACAUAGAUAAGAGACUCCUCCUUCUUCUUAUGGAAAUUCAUAAUGACAUAUCGGCCAGAGUACAAUUCGGCCCCCUGGGAGCUCUUUCUGAUUCUUUCCCUCUGAAUAAAGGGGUCAAACAGGGCUGCCUCUUGGCCCCUUUUCUAUUCAAUUUCUAUAUUAACGACAUCGUUACAACUAUGCAGGCCCUAAAUCAAUCUGCCCCCUCUCUACAACACCUCAAGAUCCCCAUAUUACUCUAUGCGGACGACAUGGUGAUACUGUCUUUAACCAAGCAGGGCUUAAACAACAUGCUCAGAGGGCUCAUGACAUAUUGUGAUACCAAUUCCCUCAAAAUCAAUUUCGCCAAAACCAAAAUUCUUACUUUUGGCACGAAAACUCGGAAGUCAUUCUGGAACUUUGAGGGCCACUCUAUCGAAUAUUGCUCAGCUUUCAAGUAUUUGGGAAUCACUUUUCAGCAUGGGCUUAGCUGGUCAGCUCACCUAAAUAUGACCAUCCUGGCUGCCCGUAGAACCAUCAAAGCCUUGGAGAAAUUCUUCUAUGCAAAAGGCGGCCAGUUGGUUCCACCAAUCAGAAAAGCAUUUAUUAGCAAAGUCCUCCCGAUGUUACUGUAUGGGGUUGAAAUCUGGGGGUGGAAUUUAAAAACACUUCAACGGCUGGAGAUUCUACAAAACUCUUUUGUACGAAAGAUACUGGGUCUCCCCAAGGGAUCGGUUGCUGCUCAGUUAAGAACAGAACUGGGCCUCCCCUCCAUUGUUGCGAGAGCCCAUAUUAGAAUUAUUAGUUUUUAUUGCAAAUUAAUCAAUGCCCCAGGUUCCCUACUAGCCAGGCAAGCCUUUUUAACUUGUUCUCACUCCAACAAAUGGUCCAAGGCCAUGGAGACUAUUACUGUACGCUACUCCCUCCCAGAAUUCGACACGUUGUCAUCUUGGGACCAACAUAAAAUCCGGGACUGGAUUCUUAUAAGAGAUGAGGCCAUGGACCGGGCACAGUCCACCUCAGCUCGCCUCUCCAUGUGGCUCCCUAAAGUGAAAGUGGUAAGAUCACUUGCCAACUACUUGAUAGACCUGACGGAGCCCAAUUUGAGAAGAGCGUUUACAAUGGCCCGUUUUCAUUCUAUACCCACGGCCUUCUUGCAGGGGACCUACUCUAAGACCCCUAUUACUCAGCGUCUAUGUCCAUGCACAAUGAACGAAGUAGAGGACUUCAUACAUUUCUUUUUCUACUGCCCUAUUUAUGACCCAAUAAGACCUAAGCUCCUCCUCUUGAUCCCGUCCUCCAUUUCAUCUAAGGAAGACUGUCUGAAAGCACUUCUUGUGGACGCAAAUCCCCAAAUUUCACGUGGGGUGGCAAUCUUCAUAGUGCAGGCUCUGAAACUCAGGGCUACUCUGAUAGGGUAGUGUGCCCUAGUCCUGGACCUGUUUAAUUCUUUUAUUACCUUUUAACUCAAUGUGCUGAGCCUAUUUUGGGGCCAUUUUAUGCUUUAUUUAUAUCCGCAUACUAGUUUUUUUGGUGCUGGCAACCAAAUCUUUGUAUUAUUGUCUUAGGGUGUUUUAAAUGUCAUUACGCCAGCAAUAUCGCUUUGAAUUUUGCUUGGUUGCUUGUCCCCAACAUUUUUUGUAUUGUCUUAUUUUGCUAUGGCUGUAUGCUAAUGCAGAUUUAAUAAAUAAAUGAGUGCCUCCAAUUGCACUUAAGGUUCCCAAACUCACUUUCCCCAUCCUUACCCUCCAGAAUACUAGCGAGACGAAUGCCAGUAUCACCGUCAUCCUUUGCUGUGGUCAAAUGGCAUUUGGGGCACGGCCAGAUGACCUGCAUUUCUUUGUUGAUCUCAUCAUGGAGGAGCUCCUCUUUCAAUUCCAGAACACCAGGAAGGUAUGGCUCUGAUUAUCCCACGGACUCCAGUUGUUUGUUCUCUCAGCUAUACCAUACUUUUCCGUGUAUAAGACGAGGUUUAUUAUUAUUAUUAUUAAAAAAUGACGUUUAAAAAUGAGGGUCAUCUUAUACACGGAGAGUGCAUAGGGGGGACGUGGGAUUGGUUGCCGCUGCAAGCCGGAGAUAGUCAGCGGCUAUUGUGCGUGUUAUUGGUAGCUGCGGCAAGGGGUGGUGUUGAUUGGCUGUCACUGCGGAAAUUGGGAAGGCGAUUGGCGGUUUCUGCCGGCGAGGGACAGACAAUAGGUGGGUUUUGCGACGUGUGUGAGUGGCAGCAUAGGUCCAGCUGGUGAGCAAUUUUUGGAAUCCCCUCCCCCAAAUAGCUGAACAACUGUAGGUAAUCCUCCCCCCCAAAAGCUCAGCAACUCUGGGCAAUCCUCCCCCCAUUUUCUUAAUUUGGAGUCCCCCAAAAUAGAGGGUGUCUUAUACACGAAAAAUACGGUAUAUCCUUCCUUUCUCCUGUCAUAUGACUCCAGGAGGUGUGCAACCAUUUUCCCAGUGGUCACCAUCCAGGCACUGAGCAGACCUCCCAAGCUCCGUCAAGGUCCUUUCACCACAUGCCUUCAGACUGUGCCCUAGGGCAGGGUCUUUGGCUUCAUCCACCGAAGGGUUGUAGACUGGGGUGUAUACUGACUCCACACUUAGGACCAAAUGGGGCAUUACAGUGGUACCUUGGUUCUCAAACUUAAUCCGUUCUGGAACCAAAGUGUUCCAAAACCAAGGCACGCUUUCCCAUAGAAAGUAAUGCAAAAUGGAUUAAUCCGUUCCAUACUUUUUUUAAAGAAACCCUAAAACAGCAAUUUAACAUGAAUUUAACUAUCAACAAGACCAUUGGGUUAGGGUUAAUUUUUGGAUUACCCUAGUAAGGAUUAGAAUUAGGGUUAGGGUCAGUAUGGCUUUAUGUUUCCUUGUGAUUUUGAUUCAAACUCAAUUUUAUAAAAUCCCUUCUCCUUUCAGAACCAGGCUUUGAAGAAGAGCUUUAUGAAGGCAGCAACUCUAACAACCAAGGCGCUUGUGCAAUCGAAUGUGGGACAUGUCACCUUCCCCCACAAAGAGGAGCUCACCUUCUGCAUCAUAGUGAGUAAAAAAAAAGAGGGGGGAUCUCCUGGGGUUUCUUUUCAGAGCGUUGUUGUUGUUUUUUUUAAUAGCUGUGUAGGUCUAGCUCUGGGUUGCAUGUUCUGACCAUCUGGCCCCAAACCAUUUCUGGGUGGUCACGUUCUGCUCCAGCUCAAGUUUCCAAACCCUCUUGAAAGGCAGCCCUACAUUGUGGCAACCUCAGCAGGAUGUCACCAGCGCCUAAGUAAAAGAGGCUAGGUUCUCCCAGGAGGAGAGGGUUGUCGAUGGCUCCCAGCCAUGACUGCUAUGUUCUACCUCCACAGAGGAAGGAAGCAAUGUUUCUGAAGGAAGCAAUGUUGCUGGAAGCCACAGGCUCUUGGGCUCAUGGUCUGCUCCCUGGUUUCUCACAGGUGUUUGGUUGGCCACUGAGAAUGCUGUGAGGAUGCUGGACUAGAUGUGCCCUUGGCCUGGUCCAGAAGGCUGAUCUUACAAAAGUCGAAGCCAGGAGCCCCAUGCCAGCAAUACAGAGCCAGGUGACUGGACCUUCUGCUUCUAGGGAUCUGAAUUGAGGAAAAUGGGGUUGCUAGGUUAAAGGAUUUGAGGGCAAAGAGUCUGAGCCGUGUAAGCUACAAAUAAUCCUGCCAGAGACACUUGACCCAUCACAAUGAUGUAACAACCAGAGACUUUGGGUGUAUAUUUUUUAUUUUAAUCAUGUUUCCAUAUUUAUUGAAUUUAACAUUUGGCUAGAAUGCAUCCACGAAUGAUUCCUGCAUGCCUUCAUUUUGUGACUCUCAUGCCUCCCUCCUAUGCUGCAUUUAAUUUUAUUUGUUUGCUUGUUUGUUUAUAUGCUGCCUGUCAAAGCUGCCUCAAGUCUCAGCUCACAAAAGACCAACGCCUAUGUCUUCUUAUAUACAAAGGUGUUUAUUGCAGUUCAUUGUUUGCUUGACAUCCUAGGCGCGCAGCCUUACGUCUCUUACGCUUAGACCGCUGAAGUCCCCUCUGAAUCCGUCCCUCCCCUGCACCAAUUUAAGAGGCUUGCGCUGCUCCACCUCUUUCUCUCCUUCCUUUUCCGCAGGGUCCUUCUGCCCGCUGGGGUUUCGCCCCUCCUGGAUUCCUCUGACGCGGAAUCAGACUGCUCUUCCCCCCUCCUGCGGGCUUUGGGACCUGGCCCCUCCUCCGGGCUCCCUGUACUUCCCCGCGCCUCUACAUUUGAACUAGGCGCGCGCGCCAACCUCUAACUUUCCUUUUGACAGUUACACUACUCCCUUCACUGCUCCCCUCCCCUUCCGGAAGGGCGGCUUGCUCUGACCUCCCUCCUUUCUCUGCUGCCGGAGCUGCUUCCUCUGACACACUGGAAACUCCACCCCCUUCGCUGCACUCUGGUGGGGAGGCUGGUCCUGACGCCCAGCUGCCACUUUGGGAUCCUCCGCUGGCCCCCUGCUCCUGACACGUCCCCCCUGGGGCUCCCCUGGCCUUGACCACCGGCGCCCCCUUCUGGGAAUCCUCUGAUUCGCUGGAAAGACUCAUGGAAUCUCUUGAGUCAUUGUCAUCCUCUUCCUCGCUGGCUUGGAAUUCAUCCCCAUCGCUCUCCAUCUCCUGCCUACCCUGUGCCUCUCUCCCUGAACCCCUGACAUCCAUCCCCCCUUGAAGCCCCCCCUUCCCCCCUCCCGCUGCUCGGGCGCAGGUUCCGGGAGCUUCGUUGUAGCGGGGGUAGAUGCUGGAUACAGUUCGUCGACGUCGAUCUCCUCUGCUUCCAGUUCAGUGUAGGAGUGCUCGAAACCGGGGUCCUCCCCCAACACCUCCAAACCCUUCCCUCCCCCUGUUACUUCAGGCGAAGCUGCUUGCCAAGGCCCCCUUCGCCACCCCACUUCUGGUUGAUCGUCCCACCAAUAAGAGCGGUCCGUGUCCACCCCCGAGCACGAUCCCCUUGGAGGGCUCGAUUGCGGCGUGGUCUCCUCUGCGGAGGAGAACCCCCGGAAGGUGCUGCCUGAAAGUGUGGGGGUAAAAAGCCAGUCGUCAAAAUACUCCUCUGGCAUGGGCCUGUGUGGGAAGAGUGCAUGGAACUCGUCCUUAAGAAAAGGUUCCUCCAGAGCAUAAUCUGGCACCCAACUGUUGGCGCUGGCCGGGGUACCUUCCCUGGCGAGGAGGUAUUCCACUCCCUCCUCCCCCCAUCUCGAGUCCAGAAUUUCCGUGACCUCGUUGAGUGUCGGGGUCCUCGGUGACUUCCCCCCCCCCUGGUGACUUUCUACGUGGGUCUGGUGCCGUCCCUGGCUCCUGAAAUCUGUGUGGGGCCUUGUAGGGUGUAAGCACCGACCUAUGAAAGACCGGGUGCAUUCGGGAAUCCUCUGGGAGGGUCAACCGAAAAGCUUCGGGAUUGAUCCUGCCCUCAACUUGGUAUGGCCCUAGCUGUUUGUGUCCUAGCUUCUUCUUAGCUAACGACUUGGCCGGCACCGCCUGGGCUGCUAACCAUACCCAGUCCCCCACCUGGAUGUCUUCUCCUGCCCUCCUGUGCCUGUCUGCCUGCACUUUGUAGGCGUGUUUAGCUAGUUCCAAGUGCCGUCGUAGCUCCUCGUGGACCUCCUGCAAUUCUGCUGCUAAAUGUUCCGCUCCCUGCGACUCCCCCUGCGUCGUUGUCUCCAACGCCGGGAAGGUUCUGGGAUGUCGCCCAUUGUUGGCGAAGAACGGUGUCACCCCGUUGACGCGUGCUUCGUGUUGUUGUAGGCAAACUCGGCCAUCGGUAAGUAGUCCACCCAAGUUGCAGGCUUCUGAUUGGCGUAACAUCGCAGGUACUGCUGCAUGAUGGCGUUGACCCUCUCCGCUUGGCCGUUGGUUUGCGGGUGUCUCGCCGACGCUAAGUUGAUCUUGACAUUCAGGAUGCCCAGGAGCUUCUGCCAGAAACUGGAAAUGAAUUGGCGACCCCGGUCGGACAGGAUGGACCGUGGUAAGCCGUGCACCCGGAACACGUGGUCUAUGAAUAGCCUGGCGGUCUGUUCCGCUGUUGCCACCUUCGCGCAAGGAAUGAAGUGCGCCAUCUUGGUGAACAGAUCUACAACCACAAGCACCGCCGUCUUGCCCCGCGAACUGGGCAGAUCAGUGACAAAGUCCAGCGCCACCCUUUCCCACGGCUGCAGUGGCGUCUCCAGCGGUUCCAGCAAUCCCGCUGGCUUCUUGUGCACUGGCUUGGACCUCUGACAAGUGUCACACCUGGCGACGUAAUCCGCGACUUCUCCCCGCAUCUGGGGCCACCAAAAGUCUCUGGCUACUAAGUCCGCCGUCUUUUCCUUGCCGAAGUGACCCGCGCUGGGGCGUCGUGUAACUGCUGUAAAACCUUCGCGCGGAGAUCGUCUCCCGGGACGUAGAGAGCACCUUUGCGGGUCAGCAGGCCGUCGCGUAUCUGGAAUUCGCCGUCCUUUGCUGUCCCUCUUCGCACCUCCUCCAUCUUGGAUUGUGCGAACGGAUCCGUCUGUAGCGCGCGUCGUACCGCGUCCAGGUCCACGGCGGCAGAAGCGCACGCCCACGCUUGCGGUGCGAAAAUGUGCCUGGCUGCCACUGGUGCCGCUUCCUCAAGAUACUGCGGUUUCCUGGAGAGCGCAUCCGCUAUGACGUUGUUGUCCCCGGGAUAUACUCUAUCCGGAAAUCGAAAUCCGCAAAGAACUCCGCCCAUCUCAUGUGCCUCUGGCUCUGGAGCUUCGCCGUGCGCCAAUACUCUAGGUUCUUGUGGUCCGUGCGGACCUGCACGGUGUGCUUGGCUCCGAUGAGGAAGUGCCGCCACGCCUUGAAAGCCGCGUGGAUGGCCAGCAACUCCCUGUCCCAGAUGGUGUAGUUCUGUUCCGACUUGCUGAGCUUCCGGGAAUAGAAAGCGCAGGGCCUCCAGUUCUCUUGCGAAUCUUCCUGCAAGAGGACGGCCCCCACUGCUCUGUCAGAUGCGUCAGUCUCAACCCGCAUGGGCCUGCCGGGAUUCACGUGUAGCAGCUGGUCUUCGGACGCGAAGAGACUCUUAAGUCUCCUGAAGGACUGCUCCGCCUGGUCCGUCCAGGUGAACUUUUCUUCUUGGAACUGAGGGUGUCCGUGAUAGCUGCCGUCUCUUUCGCGAAACCCCUGAUGAACUUGCGGUAAAAGUUGGCGAAGCCGACAAACCUCUGGACCUCCUUCCGAUUGCGCGGGCUAUUCCAGUCCAACACCGCGCGGACCUUGGCGCUGUCCAUGGCUAGUCCCUUGUCGGACAGCCGGUAGCCCAGGAAAUCCACCUCCGUCACGUCGAACUGGCACUUCUCCAGCUUGGCGUAGAGUCUGUGCUCCCGUAGCCUCUGCAGGACCUCCUUUACGUCUCUUUCGUGAGUCUCCUGCGAUUCCGAGAAGAUCAGAAUAUCGUCGAGAAAGCAUACGCACUUCUUGUAGAGGAGUCCUGCUAGCACGUGGUGCAUGAAUGCUUGAAAACAGUGGGAGCCACCUUGGAGACCAAGCGGCAUAACUCUGUAUUCAUAGGUGCCCAGCGGCGUGAACAUGGCCGUCUUCCACUCGUCACCUUCCCUCAUGCGUAUUAGAUUGUAUGCUCCGCGUAGAUCCAACUUGGUGAAGAUCCUCCCCUUCCUCACCGUCGCGAGCAGGUCGUCAAUCUUGGGCAUGGGGAAAGCCUUGGGUUUUGUCAUCGAGUUUAUGGCCCUAUAGUCCACAAUGAGCCGUUUUUGGGGCGUGUCCUUCUUCUUCACGAAAAACACAGGACUGCCCCCACUGCCUUGGAUUCUCGGAUGAAUCCCGCUUCAAAUUGUGAUCUAUGAACUCCCUGAGCUCCUGCAUCUCAUCUUCAGACAUGGAAUACAGCUUCGCAGUCGGCAGCGUCGCCCCUGGUAAGAGGUCAAUUGCACAGUCGUAGGGCCGGUGGGGUGGUAAUUGGUCAGCUUCCUUCUCGCAGAAGACCUCCAAAAACCCCUUGUACUUGUGGGGCACUGCCUGCACCAUGCCUAGAUGCAGCUGUUGCCCUUCCUCCUGGCCCUCCUCCUCCUGGCCGAUCUGGAUGCAAUGUUGUGCGCAGUAGGACGAGCCAAAAGUGAGCUGCCGCUGGUACCACGCCAAUGAUGGGCUGUGUCUAUCCAGCCAACUCAUGCCUAACACUAUGGGCGUGUCUGACAGUUGGGUGACAUUGAAACUGAUGACCUCGCGAUGAUUCCCAAUUUUCAGCAGCAUGGGUGGCGUCUGUUGUACCACUUGCCCACCCAGCAACUUCCUGCCAUCUACAGUGACCACAUUCAGAGGCAGCGUGGCUGGUAGUAGCGCUAUGCGAUGCUGCUUGACGAACUGCACCCCCACGAAGUCUGCGUUGCUCCCUGAGUCAAUCGUAAUGGGGACUUCCAGGGUGAGUCCAUUAGGCAGCUGGAGAGUAGCAGUGAGCUGCACCACUGGCUUGGGUGGUAAGGGGUCUGUAGGCUGCAAAAGCGCUGGGGACUGCUUCACUGACUUGCCUGGCGGAGCCCCAGCAUCUCUCCCUCCAACCAGGCAUUCUCGUUUCCCUGAAACUGCUCCCCUUGGAGCAGCUUCCCCUGUUACUGUUGCUAAGGCUGCAGUGUGCUUCUGGAGCCUCUGGGGACACUCUUUAGCCAUGUGCCGUGCACUGUCACAGAUGUAACACUUCCUGGUCCCUCUAGGAGGCUUCGCUUUGACUGCUCCUGACGCUGAGGCUCCGGCAGCUGUCUGAGCCUUUGCACCACCCAGUUCCAUUGGUUCUUGCCCCGCUGCCAGCACAGGCGAAAGGUUUGAACGUUCCAGGUCCCUGGAAGGAAAAGGAGGCGCUCUAGCUGGUGGGCGGACGUGACGCCCCUCCUCCCUGUGCCAAGGGCGUUCUUCGUGGCGCACCCCUAUCGUGAGUGCCCUCUGCACGACGUCUGCUAGGGUUUGAGGUCUGUCUCCCUAGCCAGCUCAUCUUUCACUGAGCCAUGAGCCCUUUCCAGAACAAGUCCCUCACUGCCAGGGGUCCUUUUCCCAGCCCAGCACAUUCAGCAAUGCAAAAAAGCGAGAAUGGUACUGACGCACUGUAGCCUUGCCCUGCCGCAAUCCAUGCAUCUCCUGGCGUGCCACAUCAACGUCAACAGUAGAUUGGAAGCAAGCGUCCAUGGCUUUGAGAAAUUCAUCAGAGUCCCUGCGUGCAAGACCAUCUUCGCGCCACAAAUUGCGUAACCAGGUUCUUGCUUCCCCAUGCAGAUGGGACACAAUAAAACCUACUUUUUCCUCCUCAUCUUUGAAGUCUUUUCGAAGCAAAUGCAGCGCGUAUACGACGUCUGCUCUGAAAUUGGGAUAAUGCUUCAGGUUCCCAUCGAAGUGGGCUACUAAAUUGCCCCCCCUCCGUCCGAGUCCGAUUCCCUCUGAUCUGGACCCGGGAACCCCUCUCUGCACGCCCGAUCCCACCUGGCUUGCAGAUCCUGGCAUCGCGCUUCUGCUUCGGCAACCGUCUUCUGAGAGACCACGACGGCAGUGGAGAGCUCGGUGACUGCGUUUUGCAGGGACGCUAUCUGCUCCUCAGUAGUCAUCGCUGCCAAACUUCGUGAGCUUUGCAAAAAAAAUUUUGCGGUUCUUUUGAGAGGGGACUUACUGUCAAAGCUGCCUCAAGUCUCAGCUCACAAAAGACCAACGCCUAUGUCUUCUUAUAUACAAAGGUGUUUAUUGCAGUUCAUUGUUUGCUUGACAUCCUAGGCGCGCAGCCUUACGUCUCUUACGCUUAGACCGCUGAAGUCCCCUCUGAAUCCGUCCCUCCCCUGCACCAAUUUAAGAGGCUUGCGCUGCUCCACCUCUUUCUCUCCUUCCUUUUCCGCAGGGUCCUUCUGCCCGCUGGGGUUUCGCCCCUCCUGGAUUCCUCUGACGCUGAAUCAGACUGCUCUUCCCCCAUCCUGCGGGCUUUGGGACCUGGCCCCUCCUCCGGGCUCCCUGUACUUCCGCGCGCCUCUACAUUUGAACUAGGCGCGCGCGCCAAACCUCUAACUUUCCUUUUGACAGUUACACUACUCCCUUCACUGCUCCCCUCCCCUUCCGGGAGGGCGGCUUGCUCUGACCUCCCUCCUUUCUCUGCUGCCGGAGCUGCUUCCUCUGACACACUGGAAACUCCACCCCCUUCGCUGCACUCUGGUGGGGAGGCUGGUCCUGACGCCCAGCUGCCACUUUGGGAUCCUCCGCUGGCCCCCUGCUCCUGACACGUCCCCCCUGGGGCUCCCCUGGCCUUGACCACCGGCGCCCCCUUCUGGGAAUCCUCUGAUUCGCUGGAAAGACUCAUGGAAUCUCUUGAGUCAUUGUCAUCCUCUUCCUCGCUGGCUUGGAAUUCAUCCCCAUCGCUCUCCAUCUCCUGCCUACCCUGUGCCUCUCUCCCUGAACCCCUGACACUGCCCAUCUGACUGGGUUACUCUAGCCACUCUGGGCGGCUUCCAACAAAUUAAAACACAACAAGACAUCAAAUAUUUAAAACUUCCCUAGGCAGGGCUGCCUUCAGAUGUCUUCAGACGGAAGUAUAAUUAUGUAUGUCUAUGACAUCUGAUAGGAGGGUGUUCCACAGGGUGGGCCCCACCACCGAGAAGGCCCACUGCCUGCUUCCCUAUAACCUCACUUCUUGCAGUGAGGCAGCUGCCACAAGGCCUUCUCAAUAAACAACAACAGCCCCCACUGAAGAUUUGAUUGCUAUGGCAAUGGAGGUUAAAGUACGAUAAAAAGGUAAAGGUAAAGGGACCCCUGACCAUUAGGUCCAGUCGUGGCCGACUCUGGGGUUGCGGUGCUCAUCUCGCUUUAUUGGCCGAGGGAGCCGGCGUACAGCUUCCGGGUCAUGUGGCCAGCAUGACUAAGCCGCUUCUGGCGAACUAGAGCAGCGCACGGAAACACCGUUUACCUUCCCGCCAAAGCGGUACCUAUUUAUCUACUUGCACUUUGAUGUGCUUUCGAACCGCUAGGUUGGCAGGAGCAGGGACCGAGCAACGGGAGCUCACCCCGUCGCGGGGAUUUGAACUGCCAACCUUCUGAUCUGCAAGCCCUAGGCUCUGUGGUUUAACCCACAGCGCCAUCCGCGUCCCUUAAAGUACGAUAGUUAGGGCCAAAUGGUACAUACAUCAAGAAACGUUUGAUAUUUAUGACUCUUUGUGCGCUGUGUUUGAACCCCUGCAUAAGCUUUGUUACGAAUUUGCUGAGCAGCUGGUGGGCAAGGCUGCCCUAUUGCAAUAGCCCUAAUAUACUGGGUCCCUAGCUGGAUCUGCUGAAGCUUGCUGUGAUUCUCUUGAUUCUGCAUGCCAUUUAAAAGGUGUUCCCUCACCUGGGCAAUGGACAGGUAGUAUAGAAAUAAAGUCUUAGGACAACAGCCCCCCCUGUGGCUCUUUCCCUCUUUUCUCAUUCUGGCUAUGGGCUGCAAAAAGAAAUAGAGUUGAAGAAUGUGUGCUUCUCCUGAUUUGCUGCCAUUGGCCCCAGUCAGCAUCACCAAGAGUCAGGAGUGGUUGGAGUCCAAGAACCAGGCAUGGGGAACCCGAGGUGCUCCAGAACCAGAACCAUAGAAUCGUGAUAGCUGGCCAUCCAACCUCUGCUUAAAAACCUCCAAGGAGGGGGCUGUUGAGCUCACGCCUUGCUUGCAGGUUUCCCACUGGGUCACCUGGUUGGCCACUGUGGAAAGGGGAUGCUGGACUAGAAGGCUCCAGAGCAUAUGGGAUUUCCGUGGGGGUCUUCAGCUUCUAACAGCUUUUGCUUCUCUCCUUUCAGGACUAUUAUCAAGAGACCAUCGACACCUGCCUCAACAUGCUCACCAGCUUGCUGUCGGAGGCACCCUCUCUGGAGACGCUGCAGGAGAUAUUAGUGGUAAGGGAGCCCCCAAGAUGUCAGAGCAGGGGGAAGCGGCAGCUCCCAUGCUGGAGGACAGGCCCUCUUGAAAUGAUUGCACGGGGGGCAUCUGUGGCCAACUCACUGGUGGUCAAAUGGGCCUCUGUUCUGCUAGGAAUGCUUGUGCAAGGCACACGUUCAUUUCCUUUCAAAGAUAUGUCCUCUGGCUGAUGGCGUAUGGGGAAGGGCCGUGGCUCGGGGCAGAGCAUUUGUUUUGCAUGCCCAAGGUCCCAGGUUCAGUCCUCAGCAUCUCCAGGUGGGGCUGGGAAAAGGCUCUCUGUCUGAAACCCCAAAGGGCCAACUGCCAAUCCUCAUUACCUGUGGAUCAAUGGCUGGGCUUGGUCUAAGGAUGCUUCCUGCAUUCCAUUGCUAUGGCUGUGGUGAGGUGUAUGUUGUAUUAUUGUAAUUAUCACACACAAACACACACAAAUGACAGAUCACAGGGCGGUUCACAACAUAAAAAUACAAAAUCAGAACACAAAAUGCAUAAUAAAACAAAAACAACCCAAAAGCCAAUUAAUAUCUAAUUCUACUAAUGCUUUUUUUAAAAAAUGGCUUCUUUUUUCUAUGUCUUUAGUUCUUAUUUUGUUUGUAAGCUGCCUCGAGACGCUGUCAGGGGAAAAGGUGGGGUAUUAUUAUUAUUCCCUUUCAUGGAUCAUUGCCUUGCUGUGGCGAAGGGGCUUGAAUAACUCAGUGAAGCUAUGAACUAUGCUGAGCAGGGCACCCAAGAUAGACAGGUCAUAGUGGAGAGUUUUGUCCAAACGUGAUCCACCUGGAAGAGGAAUGUCAGGGAACUGACAUCAGAGCGAGAGGCGAAGGGGAGGCUCCUGGAUGAUGCUGGAGAAGGACCCAGCAGCAGGGGGAGAGGCGACUCAGUGGAGGGGGAAGCAUUUAAGCGCAACACCAGGAACAAAAGUGAGCAGAUGGGAAAAUCGGAGAGAGGGCUCACGGACUCUUCACUGGAACUCAGUGAGGAGGGGACAGGUCCCCCGCUACCCACGCCCACCCUGCGCAGAAGGCUCCCGCGCAGUGAGAGGCGGAGGCGAUUGGGUGUCAAACAGCUCUUAUGUUGGAAGAGAUUCAAGAAACGCCCACUGACGGAUUCUGCUAGUGACUGAGACAGUCCUGAUCAGAAGGGGCUGUGCAGUCAGAAAGGUUUAACAAGGCAAAUCAGCCUAGAGAGGCACCAGUUUACGCACGAGUAACUCAUACUCAUUACAGCAAUCCGUCAGUCCCUGAAAGUUGCUCGUGCGCAGCAGCAGGCAGGCAGCAUCAUGAGCAAGCCCGGAGAAGCAGGCACCCAAGGGGAGCAGCUGGAGGGCAAACGCUGGAGGAGAGGAACCGAGAUUUGGAGCAGCAUGUGGCCAUUCUGACGGCACGGCUGGACGAAAGGCGGUCUCAAGAUGCACAGGUCAGACCCACCCCCAUAGCAAGGAAGGUACCGGGACUGGUGCUCGAGUGUGGGGAAGCCGCAAGAAUACAGUGCGUUUAGAACGGAAAUAGAGUACGCAUUGGACUUGCAGCAUAACGAUUUUGAAGACGACGCGGCGCGGGUGGCAUAUGUUGUGGGUCACCUGCAGGACGGGGCCAGAGAAUGGGUCAGACCCCUUAUGGCGACGCAGAAUUCCGCCAUGCAGGACCUGAGGAAAUUCUUCCAAGCGAUGGACGCGAUGUUUUCCACUGAUGUUCAAAAAGUGUGACUAAGCGGGAAUUGAUGAACUGUAAACAGGGAGCCAGUCAGUCAGGGACUACUGGUCGCGCUUUGCCAUGAUAGUUCAUCGCCUCGGGUGGGAACUGGGCUCCGAACCCAUACAGAUGUUAUUCGAGGAGGGGUUGUCCCCAACGGUUAAGGAUGAACUUUCCCGCGCACCCCGCCCACAGGGGAUGGAUCAGCUGACCAAGGCUGUGCUUGCGAUUGGCGCGCGCCAGGAAGCGCGGGCCCAGGAGAGGCGGGAAGGGAGAGAGCAACGUUGCCAUGACUACCGCAUUCCUGAAAUACCAAGGCAGCCCUCCCCGCCAGCAGAGCCAAUGGAAAUAGAUGGGCGCGCGCGCAGGAAGUUUCAAGCACCAGCGAAGGGCGCACGGAGGAGGGAAAGGAUUGGACAACCUCCACGAAGUGUUACCUUUGCCAGCGGCCAGGCCAUUGCCAGAGCCUGCCCUCAAAGAAAGGCUUGGCAAGGAAUGGUGGGAACCGCAGGGGGUGAGGAGGAGAUGGUAAAGGAACAGGAACAGGGAACGAGAACGCUUGGCUGCCAAUCAAGGGGCACAACAGCCAAGCCAGCCACCAGUAAAGUGCCCCAACCAGACCCCCCCAAGGCGGCAAUAGCCAUCGAAGUGGUGCUAGAACUCCCAAACGGGCACCCAGUCAAGGUGAAAGGCAUGCUGGAUUCAGGCAGCUCAUGUAAUUUCUUCAGCAAGGACUUUGCAUUAGAGCACCAGCUCCACUUACUGCCUUUGGAUUUUCCCUUGCAAGUGACCACCAUUGAUGGCAGGGAGCUUCUAGGAGUGGAAGUGACACACCACACCCCGCCACUGAGAAUGAGGGUGUCCAGGCACUCGGAAACCAUCGCCUUUCACGUCGCCUCGCUAGCAGGACCCCCAAUAAUAUUAGGGAUGAGCUGGCUAGCACACCAUGAUCCAGUGGUGGCGUGGCAUCAGAGGACAGUCACCUUUGGAUCAGCUUACUGCCUGGAACACUGUCUAGGAGGGGAAGCCCCAAGAAUGACCGUGGCCAGGGUGGCUGGGAUGGCGGUGGAGCGGAAAGGGGAGGUGCCGCCACAAUACGCAGAUCUGCGGGAGGUCUUCAGCGAAAAGGAGGCAGAUAGACUGCCACCCCAUAGGCCCUUUGACUGCCAGAUCAACUUGCUUCCGGGGGCUCAGCUGCCAGUGGGUAAGCUGUACGCCAUGUCAGACAGGGAGAUGAAGGAGUUGCGAGAAUUUAUCGACAAGAACCUGAAAAGAGGCUUCAUAAGAGAAUCAAAGGCAGUAGGGGGCAGUCCGGUGUUCUUUGUGGACAAAAGGACACAAAUAAACCCAGGCUCGUAGUGGACUAUAGAGCUGUCAAUUUGGUGUCAGAACCCGUGACCUUCCCAAUGCCCAGGAUUGACGACAUUUUAACGCGAGUGAGGAAAGGCAAAAUUUUUACCAAGCUGGACCUCGGGGCGCAUACAAUUUGAUCAGGAUGAGGGAGGGGGACGAAUGGAAGACCACAAUGUUCACACCCCUAGGUGCCUUUGAGUACUUAGUUAUGCCUUUUGGAUUACAGUCAGGCUCCGCCUGCUUUCAAGCUUUCAUGCACCACGUGUUGGGGUCUCUGCUGUACAAGAACUGCGUAGCCUUCUUGGACGACGUCUUAAUUUAUUCGGACAAUGAGGAACAACAUGUUAGAGACGUCAGGGAAGUGUUACAACGACUGCAGAAGCACCAGUUGUGGGUCAAGCUGGAAAAAUGUCAGUUUCACGCCAGAGAAGUCGAGUUUCUGGGGUACAAGUUGUCUGACAAAGGCUUAGCGAUGGACCCAAGCAAGGUGCAGGCAGUGCUGGAGUGGAAGGCUCCCAAGACACGGAAGGACGUACAGAGGUUCCUAGGGUUCAGCAACUUCUACAGGAAGUUCAUCAAGAACUUCGCCCACUUGACAGCGCCAAUCACGGAUUGUCUCAGUAGCAAAAGAAGUUUGUGUGGACAGAAGAGGCCCAGCAAUCCUUCGAAAAACUGAAGAAGGCGUUCGCAUCGGAAGAGCAACUCCUGCACGUAGAUCUGGAGAAACCCCUGAGGCUAGAGACCGACGCGUCCGACAGAGCCGGGGGGGGGGCCCUGUUGCAGCCAGGGAAGGGAAAGCAGGAAUGGAAACCGUGUGCCUUUUUCUCCAGAAAACUGAGCAAGUCGGAGCAAAACUAUACAGUGUAUGACCGCGAACUGCUGGCAAUCUACGCGGCCUUUCGUCGUUGGCGUCAUCUACUGAUAGGGCGCAACAACAGAUCCAGGUUUGCACAGAUCACAAGAACUUGGAGUACUGGAGAACCGCACGAGUACUCAACCAGAGACAGAUUCGAUGGGCACAGGAGUUCUCCAAGUUUUUCUUUGAAAUCCGCUACGUGCCCGGAGAAGAAACGUAGAGCAGACGCUCUCUCGCGUAAACCGGAGUACCUGGAAGGAGAGGGGCCGCCGGAGAAACGACACGUGAUCCCCGAGGACCGAUGGGUGUGUGGGGAACUUUGGUGGGGAAACGAGAACUAGCCGGGCUGACCAGAAGCGACGUGUUCGCGCAAACUAAAAUCCGGGAACUACGAGACGGAAGAGGGACCCAAGAAGGGUUUGAGGAGAAGGAAGGGGUACUGUACUAUAGGGGAGCGCUGUACGUACCGGGGGAGACCCUGAGGGAAAAGGUACUCAAACAACUCCACGACAACCCCACAGCAGGGCACUUUGGACAGCACAAAACCAUGAUGCUUGUGACCAGGCAGUUCUGGUGGCCCAGGGUGAGGGAGGAUGUACGGGAAUAUGUACGGGGGUGCGACCGCUGCCAAAGGGCAAAGGGGAGCGGGCUGCCCCACAGGAUUGCUGGAACCCUUACCCACGCCGGGAAACCCUGGGAGGUGGUAUCCAUUGAUUUUAUGACAGAUUUGCCCAAGUCCCGGGGAAAGACAGCAGUCAUGGUAGUGGUCGACCUACUGACAAAAAUGUGCCACUUUAUAGCUUGCUCACAUGCUGUAACGGCAGAGGAAACAGCCCGGUUGUUUGUGGAGCACAUAUUCCGGCUGCAUGGCGCCCCCUUGAGGGUUAUCUCCGACCGCGGAAAACAAUUUACUUCCCGGUUCUGGAGGAAACUCAUGAGCUUACUGCAGGUGGAGGUGGGUUUCUCGACGGCGAGACACCCAGAGACCAACGGGCAAGCAGAAAGAGCGAACAGUAUACUCCAGCAAUACCUACGCUGCUAUGUCAGCGAGAGGCAGAAAGAUUGGGUAGAAAAACUAGCGCUGGCUGAAUUCGCGUACAACAACGCGGAACACGUGUCCACGGGAAUGAGCCCAUUCAUGGCCAACCAUGGGUGUCAUCCCAGGGCCUCCCGGGGAGUGGGGAGGAAAGCUGGAGCGUACCCGCCGCAGAGCAGUUUGUGGAAGAAAUGGAGGCCCUACACCAGCAACUUAAGAUGAACUUGGAGCGGGCCAAGGAAACUUACAAGAGGCAGGCAGACAAGCACCGCAGGAAGGGAGACCAUCCGGGUGGGGGACCGGGUGUGGUUGUCCACCCAAGGGCUACCUUUCAACGGGGGGUGCAAGAAGUUGCAGCCCAGACGGCUGGGACCUUUUGAGGUAACACAGCAAGUUAAUCCCGUGGCAUUUAAGCUCAGGUUGCCUGAUAGCAUGAAAAUACACCCGGUUUUCCAUAGGUCCCUGCUUUCACCGCAUAGGGAAGGGCGGGAAUUCCAGGGGCAAGAGGGAGAAGUCACCACACACCCGCAGGUAGAAGAAAGGGAACACCACCACAGGGCCACGGAAAUACUGGACUCAAGGUGGCAAGGGCGCCGGGUGGAGUAUUUGGUAGCGUGGGAAGGGAACCCAGGUCCGAAAGCACGUGGGUCCCCACGGAAGCCGUCGAGGACAGGUAUCUGGUGGAGGUAUUCCACCACCGGUUCCCGGACAAACCCAAACCCCUGGAGAGAUUCUGGGAGGAGCAAUUUGGAACCACAGAUGAGGAAGAGGUUUUUGAGGGAUUUUCUGACUCCGAGGAGGGAGGAGAGGUUUCGGAGGAAGAAGCAUCAGACGGGGAAGACCACCCCGUUGGUAGGUGGAAGAGCGAUUGGGAAGCGGGUUUCGAACCCACGGAAGAUGGUGACAGUUCCUUCCGGGGUUUCCCCGCCUCCUCGGCCGACGAAGGGGACGAAGUUGGUCCCACAGGUCGGCCCAGGGGUGGGGGGAUUCUGGGGGAGGUGGAUGUCAGGGAACUGACAUCAGAGCGAGAGGCGAAGGGGAGGCUCCUGGAUGAUGCUGGAGAAGGACCCAGCAGCAGGGGAGAGGCGACUCAGUGGAGGGAAGCAUUUAAGCGCAACACCAGGAACAAAAGUGAGCAGAUGGGAAAAUCGGAGAGAGGGCUCACGGACUCUUCACUGGAACUCAGUGAGGAGGGGACAGGUCCCCCGCUACCCACGCCCACCCUGCGCAGAAGGCUCCCGCGCAGUGAGAGGCGGAGGCGAUUGGGUGUCAAACAACUCUUAUGUUGGAAGAGAUUCAAGAAACGCCCACUGACGGAUUCUGCUAGUGACUGAGACAGUCAUGAUCAGAAGGGGCUGUGCAGUCAGAAAGGUUUAACAAGGCAAAUCAGCCUAGAGAGGCACCAGUUUACGCACGAGUAACUCAUACUCAUUACAAGGAACCAGCAAGCCACUCCAGUAUCCCUGCCAAGAAAACUCCAUGUACAAAGACAACAGGCAUAUAAAAGUUAUGACGCUGGAAGAUGAGCCCCUCAGGUCGGAAGGCGUCCAACAUGCUACUGAGGAAGCGCGGAGGACAAGUACAAGUAGAUUCAGAGCUGAUGAAGUGGCUGGGCCAAAGCUGAAAGGACGCUCAGUUGCGGAUAUGCCUGGAAGCGAAAGGAAAGUCCAGUGCUGUAAAGAAAAAUAUUGCAUAGGAACCUGGAAUGUAAGAACCAUGAACCUGGGUAAGUUAGAUGUGGUCAAAAAUGAGAUGGCAAGAAUAAAUAUUGACAUCCUGGGCAUCAGUGAACUAAAAUGGAUGGGAAUGGGCGAAUUCAGUUCGGAUGACCAUCGUAUACGGUAUACAGUGGUGCCCCGCAAGACGAAUGCCUCGCAAGACGGAAAACUCGCUAGACGAAAGGGUUUUCCGUUUUUUGAGCUGCUUCGCAAGACGAAUUUCCCUAUGGGCUUGCUUCGCAAGACAAAAACGUCUUGCAAGUUUGUUUCCUUUUUCUUAACACUGUUAAUACAGUUGCGACUUGACUUCGAGGAGCAACUCAUAGAACGCAGUGUACAUAGUAGCCUGUUUUGAGGUUUUUAAAGACUUUGGUGAUUUUUGAAGCUUUUCCAAAACUUCUUUUGCAGCCAUUUGGUAAGUUAAGCUUUUAAAACUUUUUUGGGGGGGGUUGGAUUUUGGGUUGGGGUGUUUGGAAUUCAAGGACUUGGUGUUGGGGAGGGGUUUGCAAGAAUCUGGAAGCUUGUGUGUCAGGGGUUCAGGGAGAGAGGGACAGGGUAGGCAGGAGAUGGAGAGCGAUGGGGAGGAAUUCCAAGCCAGCGAGGAAGAGGAUGACAAUGACUCAAGAGAUUCCAUGAGUCUUUCCAGCGAAUCAGAGGAUUCCCAGAAGGGCGCCGGUGGUUAAGGCCAGGGAGCCCCAGGAGGGACGUGUCAGGAGCAGGGGGCCAGCGGAGGAUCCCAAAGUGGCAGCUGGGCGUCAGGACCAGCCUCCCCACCAGAGUGCAGCGAAGGGGGUGGAGUUUCCAGUGUGUCAGAGGAAGCAGCUCCGGGAGCAGAGAAAGGAGGGAGGUCAGAGCAAGCCGCCCUUCCGGAAGGGGAGGGAGCAGUGAAGGGAGUAGUGUAACUGUCAAAAGGAAAGUUAGAGGUUUGGCGCGCGCGCCUGUUUCAAAUGUAGAGGCGCGCGGACGGACAGGGAGCCCGGAGGAGGGGCCAGGUCCCAAAGCCCGCAGGAGGGGGGACGCGCCGCCUGGGGAGUCAGCGUCCGAGGACUCCAGACGGGGCGCACCCCCAGGGGGCAGAAGGACCCUGCGGAAAAGGAAGGAGAGAAAGAGGUGGAGCAGCGCAAGUCUCUUAAAUUGGUGCAGGGGAGGGACUGACUCAGAGGGGACUUCAGCGGUCUAGCGUAAGAGACGUGAGGCUGCGCGCCUAGGAUGUCAAGCAAACCAUGAACUGCAAUAAACACCUUUGUAUAUAAGAAGACAUAGGCGUUGGUCUUUUGUGAGCUGAGACUUGAGGCAGCCUUGACAUUGUGUGUUUUUUUUCUGCAUUUUUAUGAUUUUCUGUGACCAUUGGGCCACUCUGCUGUUUUUUAAAAAAAGUUUCUGGAUUUGAAUUUCUGUGUGCUGGGUGGCUGGGGGAACAGUUGGGGAGGGGUUUGCAAGAAUCUGGAAGCUUGUGUUUUUUCCCCUGCAUUUUUAUGAUUUUCUGUGACCAUUGGGCAACUGCUGUUUUUAAAAAAAUUCUGGGUUUGAAUUUUGAAAUGCUCUUUACAGUAUGUGUGACUUUAAAGAGCACUUAAUAAACUCUUGUUGUCCCAAAUUUGGCUUUGGUUGCACUUUUUUGGACCAUCGGAACGCAUUAAUUGAUUUUCAAUGCAUUCCUAUGGGAUUUCGUGCUUCGCAAGACAGAAAAAUUCGCUAGACAGAAAAAUUCAGCGGAACAAUUAAUUUCGUCUUGCGAGGCACCACUGUACUACUGUGGGCAAGAAACCCGUAAAAGAAAUGGAGUGGCCCUCAUAGUCAACAAAAGAGUGGCGAAAGCUGUACUGGGAUGCAGUCUCAAAAAUGAUAGAAUGAUCUCAAUACGAAUCCAAGGCAGACCUUUUAACAUCACAGUAAUCCAAGUUUAGGGACGAGGGUGGCGCUGUGGGUUAAACCACAGAUCCUAGACUUGCUGAUCAGAAGGUCAGCGGUUUGAAUCCCCGCAACGGGGUGAGCUCCCGUUGCUCGGUCCCAGCUCCUGCCCAUCUAGCAGUUUGAAAGCACGCCAAAGUGCAAGUAAAUAAAUAGGUACCGCUCCAGCGGGAAGGUAAAUGGCGUUUCCAUGCGCUGCUCUGGUUCACCAGAAAUGGCUUAGUCAUGCUGGCCACAUGACCCGGAAGCUGUAUACCGGCUCCCUCGGCCAGUAAAGUGAGAAGAGCACCGCAACCCCAGAGUCGGUCACGACUGGACCUAAUGGUCAGGGUCCCUUUACCUUUAAUCCAAGUUUAUGCACCAACUACUGGCGCUGAAGAAACUGAAAUUGACUAAUUCUAUGAAGACUUACAACACAUUCUAGAAAUGACACCAAAGAAGGAUGUUCUUCUCAUUAUAGGGGAUUGGAAUGCUAAAGUAGGGAAUCAAGAGAUAAAAGGAACAACUGGCAAGUUUGGCCUUGGAGUUCAAAACGAAGCAGGGCAAAGGUUAAUAGAAUUCCGUCAAGAGAACAAGCUGGUUAUCACAAACACUCUUUUCCAACAACACAAAAGACGACUCUACACAUGGACAUCACCAGAUGGGCAGCAUCAAAAUUAGAUUGAUUAUAUUCUCUGCAGCCAAAGAUGGAGAAGCUCUAUACAGUCAGCAAAAACAAGACCUGGAGCUGACUGUGGCUCAGAUUAUCAGCUUCUUAUAGCAAAAUUCUAGCUUAAACUGAAGAAAGUAGGAAAAACCACUGGGCCGGUAAGAUACAAUCUAAAUCAAAUCCCUUAUGAAUACACAGUGGAAGUGAGGAACAGGUUUAAAUUCAAAUUACUUUCUGUAAAAGGGAAUGCAAUGAGAAUUACCCCUUCUCCUUAUGGUGCCCAAAAUCUUUGCUCUAGUACGGAACCAUUGAGAACCAUUGACAACCAUCAACUAUUAAGAGUCUACCAAGUUCCAAUCUAACAUGCAAAAUUCUUUUCACAGUUUUCCCACUGAGUUUGUCUUUUAUCUGGUUGCAUUAUAGGAACAGCAUUCCUGACAGAGUUUUUCACAGGAAAUAAAAAUUUCGCUUUCAAACAGGAUACAUGAACCUCUAAGAGAAUUCGGACCCACAUAAGCAAAAUGUUUAAUAACUUGCCAAUUGUGUUCAAAUUAACAAAGGUUUUGUCCCUUCGUUUCUUCCACAGCCAAACUAAGUGAAGGAAAUUAAAUGUAAAUGAUUAUAAUAUUUAAAUGGAUAUUAUUUACAGCUUCCCAAGAAGAAAAUUUUAGAAUAUUAUCUCCUUUCUUAACUAUUAUCUUCCUCCUUUAAAAAAACCCAAAAACUAAUUAUGUCUUCAGAUCCCAACCCCCCCCCCCCGCAGGCCUAUUUUCAAAGGAUGCUUUGCGGGAGACCAAAUAUUAAGACGAUCUCCUCACCAGCUAAGCAGCCUGCCAAUGCAUUACAUUGGCCACAACAAUUUCUUCCCAUAAAAAGACUUGAGACCAGGCAGACAGAUGAAAGACAAUAUAAGGAAUAUAAUUUAAUAUUUUGGAAUAUCUGACUGCCAGGAAUGAGAAACAAGCGAUACUAAUGUUUGUGGAUGCAGAAAAGGCCUUUGAUAAUAUAGCAUGGGAUUUUAUGUUGAAAAACUUGGAGUAUAUGGAGGUGGGAAAAGAGUUCUUUAAUGGAAUUAAGGCAAUAUCUACAGAGCAGAGAGCCAAAUUGAUAGUCAAUAAUGUAAUUAUUGAUUAAUGUAAUGUAAUUACGGAAGAUAUAAAAAUAUCUAAAGGAACAAGACAGGGUUGUCCACUCUCGCCAUUGUUAUUUAUAACGGUUCUGGAGGUCUUUUUAAGUGCGAUUAGACAAAAUAGAUUAAUAAAAGGGGUGACAGUAGGUCAGAAUGAAUAUAAAGUUAAAGCCUUUGCUGAUGAUCUGGUAAUAACGAUGGAAGAACCAAUGGAGAGUGUAAAAGAAGUAAUGGAGGAGAUUGAAAAAUUUGGAAAUAUGGCCGGGUUUAGAUUGAAUAAGAAAAAAACUAAAAUAAUUGCUAAAAAUAUGGAUCAAAGUAUGAUAGAAAUAAUGCAACAACAAACAGAGAUGGAGGUGGUGAAAAAGGUAAAAUAUCUAGGAAUUUGGUUAACACCUAAAAAUAUUGACCUGUUCCAGAAUAACUAUAUACCAGUUUGGAAGGAAAUAAGGAAUGAUCUGGAGGUGUGGGGUAGAAUGAAACUGUCCUUUUGGGGUAGAAUUUCCACGAUAAAGAUGAGCGUGCUUCCAAAGAUGUUAUUUUUAUUUCAGACUAUCCCCAUUAUAAAGGGGGUAGGGAUUUUUAAAGAGUGGCAGAGAGUGAUCUCAAGGUAUAUCUGGCAGGGUAAGAAGCCAAGAAUAAAAUAUAAGUUACUAACAGAUGUGAAAAAAACAGGAGGCUUCGCCCUACCAGAUUUGAAAUUAUAUUAUGAAGCAGCAUGCCUAUGUUGGUUAAAGGAUUGGAUAAAAUUAGAAAAUAAGGAGUUAUUAGAUUUGGAAGGUUUUGAUAACAGAUUUGGAUGGCACGCGUAUUUAUGGUGUGAGAAGAAGAAAAUUCUAGAAGUCCUUUCUAGGUGCUCACAGACUGUUUGCUUAAUGAUCUGCUCCAGAAUCUUCCCUGGUAUUGAUGUCAGACUGACUGGGCGAUAAUUAUUUGGGUCCUCUCUUUUCCCUUUUUGAAAAUAGGGACAACAUUUGCCCUCCUCCAGUCUGCCGGGACUUCGCCUGUUCUCCAGGAAUUCUCAAAGAUGA
Messenger RNA from Podarcis lilfordi (Lilford's wall lizard), 41914 nucleotides. NCBI's taxonomy places the organism in Eukaryota, Metazoa, Chordata, Lepidosauria, Squamata, Lacertidae. The record is from the annotation of a GenBank genome assembly.